GGGGUAAAGGCCAGCCCUACGGGAUCUAAUAAGUGGGUAGUCAAUGGUUCUUCAAGCUCCGGGGGAUCUGGGCAACGGCGGAACACUGAUCUCGGGGAUGAGCAGUCGGCAGAGACUGGUGCGAGCGUGUCAAAGCAGGGGGCAGACGAUAUGGAAGAGGUGUCAGACGAGACAAAGCAGGGGAGGAUUUGGGAAGGAAAGCCAAAGGAAGUUACCGCUGGAGAGGACAUGGCGCUUGAUGGUCCAAAAAUGGGGAGACGGCGGGUUAGGCCUCCUAGACCCGCCGGUGGUUCUUUUGGUGAUUCUGAUCAGUAUCACAAGCUGGUGAUUAACUCAAAGUCUCGGUCAAGGACGAAUGAUUACAUGUCGGCAGUCGGCAGAGACUGGUGCGAGC
Messenger RNA from Cuscuta epithymum, 394 nucleotides. The record is from the annotation of a GenBank genome assembly. NCBI's taxonomy places the organism in Eukaryota, Viridiplantae, Streptophyta, Magnoliopsida, Solanales, Convolvulaceae.